AUGGAUAUCCAGGCGGUCUACUGGGCAGCACCUCCAGUGACCAGAACUAUCGUGACUCUGACAUUAGUCCAAUCUCUCCUUGUCAUCGGUGGCCUGCUCAGUUCAUAUUAUGUUUUGUUCGUGCCGGGCCUCGUUUUCAAGUUUCCUCCAGAGAUAUGGCGCCUGGUCACACCAUUCCUGCUAACCGGUCCGAAGCUCAAUUUCUUCUUUGACCUUUAUUUCAUGUUUACCUAUGGCAGCCACCUGGAGCGUAAAUCUGCGCGACUGAGCCAUCCCGGAGACUUCUUCGUCUACCUCGUCUUCGUAGCAUCUUCCAUCCUGCUUACCUCAGGCUUCUACCUUGGCAACUACGUCCUGACGUCCGCAUUGAUCAUGGCCAUGAUUUAUACCUAUUCCCUGGACAACCGAGGCACUACGACACACUUGCUGUUCAUUCAAAUCAGGGUUGAAUAUCUUCCUUGGGCUAUGCUGGUGAUCGCUUUUGUUUCCAACGGCUGGGACGCUGCCUUGGCUGAGAGCAUGGGAAUUGUGGCCGCCCACCAAUGGGAAUUCCUCACUCGGAUUUGGCCGGCGUUUGGCGGCGGGAAAGACUAUUUGAAGACACCCGCAGUCGUGCGCCGUUAUUUUGCGAGAUAUACUGAGGAUGUGGGGAGACGCGAAUACGGUCGCUUUUGGCGCCCAUCACAACCCCAUGAAGCUCGAGAGGGUGCAAAUACAGAGAGACCGCCACUUCCCGACUCCUGGCGAAGCUGGGGCUCUGGCCAAAGACUCGGAGGAGGAUAA
Penicillium chermesinum is the source of this 783-nucleotide messenger RNA. RefSeq lists its product as uncharacterized. NCBI's taxonomy places the organism in Eukaryota, Fungi, Ascomycota, Eurotiomycetes, Eurotiales, Aspergillaceae. Gene Ontology annotation, molecular function: misfolded protein binding; ubiquitin-specific protease binding. The transcript is spliced from 5 exons. The record is from RefSeq and is a predicted model, not a curated record. The coding region runs from base 1 to 783 and encodes 260 amino acids. Gene Ontology annotation, cellular component: endoplasmic reticulum membrane; Hrd1p ubiquitin ligase ERAD-L complex. Gene Ontology annotation, biological process: endoplasmic reticulum unfolded protein response.